AUGUCCAUCCCCAAUCGGCGUCCAGCGCUCGCUUCAAGCUUCUGCAGGGCGGAGGUCCGGUCCGGCGUUUUCAAGCUGGACGAAGGAGAGGAGAGCUGGCCCGAGGGCCCGGCCCUCGUGCUGCGACACAGAACUUCCAGCCAUGCGGAGCACACGGCAGAUAGCGCGCCGGCGGGAGCUCGCGAGAAGGGCCGCGCCGCAACCACCUCAGGUUCUUCAGACGGACACCUCAGCAUCCCCCAGUGCCACUCGCACAACAGGAGUCUCCCGACGUGCGACGAGGAGAGGAGAAAAAAGGAGGAAGACGCCAGAGGAGGAGAGGAGGAGGAGUGCCGAGAAGAUAAGAGUAGUGACGAAGGUUUCAUGGGGAUGACGCCGCUGCUUCAGGCGCACCAUGCCAUGGAGAAGAUGGAAGAGUUUGUGCACAAGGUGUGGGAGGGCCGGUGGCGCGUCAUCCCUCACGACGUGCUCCCCGAUUGGCUGAAGGACAACGACUUCCUGCUGCACGGCCAUAGGCCGCCCAUGCCUUCGUUCCGCGCCUGCUUCAGGAGCAUCUUCAGGAUCCACACGGAGACGGGCAACAUCUGGACACACCUGCUAGGCUGCCUGUUUUUCUUCUGCCUGGGCCUGAUGUACAUGUUCCGACCCAACAUGUCGUUCGUGGCGCCGGUCCAGGAGAAGGUGGCCAUCGGCAUGUUCUUCCUGGGCGCCAUCCUCUGCCUGUCCUUCUCGUGGCUCUUCCACACCGUCUACUGCCAUUCGGAGGGCGUGUCCAGGGUCUUCUCCAAGCUGGAUUACAGCGGCAUCGCCUUCCUGAUCAUGGGCUCGUUCGUGCCGUGGCUCUACUACUCCUUCUACUGCUCUCCUCAGCCGUGCAUCAUCUACCUUCUGGUGGUGUGCGUGCUGGGCCUGUCCGCCAUCACCGUGUCCCAGUGCGACUUCUUCGCCACGCCGCAGUACCGAGGCGUCCGCGCAGGUGUGUUUGUGGGCUUGGGUCUGAGCGGCGUGGUGCCCACCCUUCACUUUGUCAUCAGCGAGGGUCUCAUCCGAGCCACCACCAUCGGGCAGAUGGGCUGGCUGCUGCUCAUGGCCACGCUUUACAUCACCGGAGCCUGCCUAUACGCCGCUCGCAUCCCGGAGAGGUUCUUCCCCGGCAAGUGCGACAUCUGGUUCCACUCUCACCAGUUGUUCCACAUCUUGGUGGUGGCGGGCGCUUUUGUUCACUUCCACGGCGUCUCCAACCUGCAGGAGUUUCGCUACACAGCCGGAGCGGGUUGCACCGACGACGGAAUGCUCUAACGCACACGUGUUCACUUCCACCUAACUACAGGGAGCCGUCGAUUUUUUGUAAUGACGCGCACACUCACUGGCCGCCCUCCCCAGAGAACAGUGUGGCUUGUCAUGUCGCAGGAUGGCCUCACAGGGGGCGCCAUUUCAACUGACGUUCUCCCCUCAAGCCACUUUGUGAGAGGUUCACUAAAUACUAGCUGGUACCUCUGGAAAAUAACCAUCCAUUUCCUCUUGGAGAUUUUCAUGAUUUAUAUCGCAGAUGAAGCAUCAUUUUUUUGUAUUAAAAAAUAUUUUUGGGUGUUUGUAUGAAUGCUGUUUUUCUAAUACAAACCUAAGAGCAUUCAUAUUUAAAAAGAAGUACUUGAAUAGCUUCCUUGAUUGUGAAGGUUGCAAGGGGGCUUCUAUGGGGUGUCACUUUUAAAUUAAAAAAAAAAAAAAAAACUUUUUCCUUGUAAAUAAGAUUUAUAAAUUUGGGUUAUAGAUUUGUAUAAAAUAUAUAUAUUAAAAGGAACAAAAAAUAAGGCUGUGCGCUGAGGUUGAGGGUGCUGCAGUGGAACUAUUAUUCUUAUUUCAUUGAAUAUGCAAGGAGAAGCGUUGAAAAGGUCUCCGUCACUUUUUUCCACCUGCGAACGGGAACUUUAAUCACGUUUGCUGCGUGUCCAACUCUGACCUCGUCCGAAUGUUUGCGCUUGAAACCAAAUCUAUGAUGAUAUGAAAGAAUAUUUUUAAUAUGCAGCCAUUUACAUUCAUCUAUGUUGUCUCUUUGCUGUCAAUGUUUUUUUUAUUUUAUUUUAUUUUAAUGCCUUUUAGUCAGAACCUAAUAAAUCAGCACAUUUAAAAUGCCAACAUCAAAAUAUAUCAAAACAUUUGACCGAAUGACUCAAAUAAUAAAACAAAAAUCUCUACUUGUUCAAGUUUUCUAUUGUUUAAAUAUUUGUUUUGUUCAUCUAUUUUUGACAUCAUGCUGUUAAUGAUUGGCAAGUGUCUUCAAUAUCCGCUUUACUCAUGAUGGAUUUUAUUGCGUUUACCUUCUAUUAAUUUAUUGCAUUUCGGAUGGCGGCAUAUUGUAUGUUGAUGCGCACUUUGCAUUGUGAGAGGAGUGUUUGCGUCAGAGACCUUUACAUCUACUUUAUUGUUCUAAUAAAAAUGCUUUGUUAAUUCUA
Molecule: messenger RNA, 2453 nt
Organism: Phycodurus eques (leafy seadragon)
Lineage: Eukaryota; Metazoa; Chordata; Actinopteri; Syngnathiformes; Syngnathidae
Product: adiponectin receptor protein 2-like
Exons: 8
Coding region: 1-1299 (432 amino acids)
Biological process (GO): adiponectin-activated signaling pathway
Cellular component (GO): plasma membrane
Molecular function (GO): signaling receptor activity
Source: RefSeq, a predicted model, not a curated record